AUGGCACGCUUCCGGCAGACUGCAGUGAGUGGAGCAGCAUUGCAGGAGCACGAGCCACAUAACCAAGGCCCCCAGCCACCAAGGAAAACGAAGGGCCUCUACCAGGCUGCUGGUUGGAUUCUCGUCACUCUGCGGAGCCUCAGUGUCUGCUCUGGAGUUAUUGCUUUCUUCCCUGUCUUCUCUUACAAGCCUUGGUUCACGGGAUGGAGUGUUCGGAUUGCUUGUCCCAUCUGGAAUGGAGCUUUGGCCAUCACAACUGGUGUGCUUCUACUGUUGGCUUACAGAGAGUGGACCCAGAGGUGCCUGUGGGAAGCUAAUUUCACCUGGAUUCUGAGCAUUAUGGGAUGUCCACUCCAUUUUGCAGUAGCCUUGGAAUCUGCUCUCCUGGGCCCAUAUUGCUUCUAUUCAUUUUCAGGGAUUGCAGGGACUAAUUACCUUGGAUAAGCAGUUACCUUUCCUUAUCCAUAUGCAAAAUUCUCAUUAGCCUAUGUGGACCCACCACACUACAAAGAGUACCACCUGACACUUCAAGCCCUCAACCUGUGCCUAAGCUUUACCCUGCUCUGUACAUCCUUGACAGUGUUCAUCAAACUUUCUGCAAGACUUAUCCAGAAUGGACACACAAACAUGCAACUCCCUGCUGGGAACACAAACCCUUUUUCACCAUGA
Rhinopithecus roxellana (golden snub-nosed monkey) is the source of this 669-nucleotide messenger RNA. RefSeq names its product transmembrane protein 212 (gene TMEM212). The record is from RefSeq and is a predicted model, not a curated record. Lineage: Eukaryota; Metazoa; Chordata; Mammalia; Primates; Cercopithecidae.